CUCCAUCACAUUUAGAUAUAUGCUCUUCCAUCAUCAUCGUCGUCAUCUCCUUCGUUCCUUCGACAUUGUCAGCUAAUCUCCAUUUUUAUUUUUUAAUCAUCCUCAUAAUUAACUAGAGCUAAUUGUUAAUCCGCAGCAGCAUCGAAUCCAAUGCCAUUCCCAUUCUCAUUCUAUUUGACUCCGGUGAGCUGAGCUCUUUUCUUUUCUUUUUCUUUUUCUUUCCUUUACUUUCCUUUCUCCAAUCCAUCCAUCGAGCCGAGGAACGGCCGAUGCGGGGCGUGGAGAGGCCGCAGCCCCGACUUCCGCGCUCCUCCUCCAUCUCCUUCCUCCUCCUCCCGCAGCGGUUGAUCAAUCGAAGCGUGAAUCAUAUAUCCAAGCGUUAACCACCGAUCACAAUCAUUUUCCUUGAUGACUCGUUGUUCGUCGUCUGCUGCUGCUGCUGCUAAAAAAGGUGGCGUCUUUCUCGAGGGGAAAAGGGAAGAGGGAAUUUUACUGCCUGUCAUGGUUUUUUUAAGCUUUGAUUUUGGCCUCGGAUUUUGAUGUUUUCUUGCUUAUUCUACCGAUUUUGGGGGUAAAGUUUUGAUCUUGAGAUCGAGGAGGAGGAGGAGGAGAUGCAGAAUAAUCUGUUUACCUCGCUUCGGAGUAUGAAGCUGAUGGAAGCGUGCAAAAGUGCGCAGGUGUACGCCUUGAAUCCCAGCAAUGCGGCGUCGUCUUCUGCUUCCUCGUCGUCGGUGGAUAAGUCCGGCCUCGCCUCCACCUUCUCGAUCCGCACCAAGUCGGUACGCGGCGCCGGUGGCGUGGGGCAUCAUUUCACGCCGUCCAUGGUCGUUGAUACGCUUCUUCCGUUCGGCUUACCCUCCAUCGAGGACAUCGAACCUGCUGUUGAUCCUUUUCUCCGCCCCCUUGACCCAGUUGCCACGCUAUCGGACUCCUUCCGCCGCCUCUCCGCGGCGGUCGAUGCGGUGGGCGACCCGGCAGAGAGCCGCCUGCUGCUCCUCUGCGAUCUCCACCUCGAGCAGCGGUCCCUCUUUCGCCCUCUCGCCGACCCCAAGCUCCUACGCCGGGCGCUCCGCUCCGCCCGCCUUCACGCCCCCAAUCCACACCACCGCGUCGUCCUCUCCGCCUGGCUCCGCUACGAGCGGCGCGAGGACCAGUUCCAUCCCGUCCCCGCCCUCCUCUCCGCCUGCUCGCCCACCUCGCCCUCCCUCGAGUGCCCCCGUGCCGCACUCCUCUCCACCUCCGAUCUCCUCUGUCCCUGCCGCCGCACGCUUCCCGAUCCUUCCCCUCCCUCCUCCUCCUCCUCCUCCUCCUCCGUUCCCUGCCGCCACGAUCCGGACGAAGACGACGCCGACGUCUGGUUCUGCAUCGCCGAGGACGAGGUCCCUUGCGUCCGCUCCCACAUUGCCCUCCUCUCCAAGCCCUUCUCCACCAUGCUCUACGGCAGCUUCGCAGAGGCCAAGCGCGAUCAUAUCAGCUUUUCAUUCAACGGCAUAUCGGCCCGCGGCAUGAAGGCCGUCGCUACCUUCAGUCGCUGCGGCCGCCUCGACGAGUUCCCCCCAGACACCGUCCUCGAGCUCCUCGCCUUCGCCAACAAGUUCUGCUGUGACGGAUUAAAGCACGCCUGCGACUCCAAGCUCGCGUCUUUAGUGCGCACCCAUGACGACGCCCUCCUCCUCGUCGACUACGGCCUCGAGGAGACGGCCUACCUCCUCGUCGCCGCCUGCCUCCAGGUGUUCCUCCGCGAGCUCCCAAAGUCCCUCUCCGAUCCCGAUAUCACAAGACUACUCUGCACCCAGGAAGGGAAGGACAAAUUGGCGGCUGCUGGUCAUUCCUCAUUCUUGCUCUACCACUUCCUCUGCCAGGUAGCCAUGGAGGAAGACAUGAAGUCCAACACCACUGUUAUGUUGCUGGAGAGACUGGUAGAAUGCGCCACCCCAGGAUGGCAAAAGCAGCUGUCUUUGCAUCAAUUGGGGUGUGUCAUGCUCGAGAGGGGCGAGUUCAAGGAUGCCCUGAAAUGGUUCGAAGCCGCUGUCUCUGAGGGCCAUGUCUAUUCCCUUGUUGGUGUUGCAAGAGCUAAGUUCAAGAAGGGGCACAAGUACUCUGCCUACAAGCUUGUAGACAAGCUCAUCAAUGCCUCUGAUCCUUCAGCAGGGUGGAUGCACCAAGAGAAGUCAAUCUAUAGCCUUGGCAAAGAGAAGAUGACUGAACUACAGCAAGCCACUGAGUUCGAUCCGACCCUCCUUUACCCUUACAAGUACCGGGCCAUUGCCUUAAUGGAGGAGGACAAGAUCGGGGCUGCAGUUGCGGAGAUCAACAAAAUAAUCGGGUUCAAGGUCUCAACUGAUUGCCUUGAGCUCCGGGCAUGGUUGUUGCUCGCACUCCAGGACUACGAGGGGGCAUUGCAGGAUGUGAGGGCACUCAUGACUCUAGACCCUGGUUACAUGAUGUUUCAUGGGAAGCUUCAUGGUGAUCAAUUUAUUGAGAUCCUCCAGCAACAAGUGAAGCAGUGGGACAUGGCUGAUUGCUGGAUGCAGCUCUAUGAUCGGUGGUCCGCUGUCGAUGAUAUUGGCUCACUUGCUGUGGUGCACCAGAUGUUGGCUAAAGAGCCUACAAACAGCAGUUUAAGAUUCAGGCAAUCACUUCUGUUGCUAAGAUUGAAUUGCCAGAAAGCAGCAAUGCAUAGUUUGCGUUUGGCUCGGAAUCAUUCAACACAUGAGCACGAAAGACUUGUUUAUGAAGGAUGGAUCUUGUACGACACUGGUCACCGUGAUGAAGCUCUUGCCAAGUCAGAGGAAUCCAUUUCCAUCCAGAGAUCAUUUGAAGCUUUUUUCCUAAAAGCAUAUGCUCUUGCAGAUUCCAACUUGGAUCACACAUCUUCAACACAUGUGAUUCAACUGCUGGAACAAGCCAAUAGUUGUGCUUCUGAUAACCUUCGGAAGGGUCAGGCACACAAUAAUAUGGGAAGCAUAUAUGUUGACUGUGAUAUGCUGGAUGAAGCUGCAGCAUGCUACUUAAAAGCACUCGGUAUAAAGCAUACUCGUGCACACCAAGGUUUGGCACGGGUUUACUACCUAAAGAAUCAAAAGAAGUUUGCUUACGAUGAGAUGACUAAGUUGAUAGAAAAAGCGAAGAACAAUGCUUCUGCAUAUGAAAAAAGGUCAGAAUACUGUGAUCGCGACAUGGCAAAGAGUGAUCUUAAUAUGGCAACAAAGUUGGAUCCUCUAAGGACAUACCCUUACAGAUAUCGUGCUGCUGUGUUGAUGGAUGAUCACAAAGACCAGGAAGCAAUUAAAGAGCUCUCACGGGCGAUCACGUUCAAGCCAGACCUCCAGCUCCUUCACCUGCGUGCUGCAUUCCAUGAUUCGAUGGAAAACACAGAAGCCACCUUGCGAGACUGUGAAGCGGCAUUGUGCCUCGACUCAUCUCACUCUGACACACUCGAUCUCUACAACAAAGCCCUCGGAAGAGCCAAUCCCCAGAGUAGAUAAAAGCUUGCUGAUGUCGCAUGAAUGUGCUUUUUGUUACAGAUUCAAGAAUGUGCCUGUGGAUUGCUCCACAAAACACAAAGAUGGCGAUCAAACAAGAAGAAAAGUGAUCACAUUUUUCAGGCAGAAGCCAGUGUGUAUAUACUUGUACAAGGUUUGUGGAAGAAAUAUAUGAAGUGGAACAAGAAAGAAAAGAGAAUGUGUCAAGGAAAUUACCACAUGAGAGGAGCAAGCAGAGGCCUUUGAACUGGUGGAUUAGUCUCUUUGGUGUUUUCUUUCUUCAUAAUCUUUUUUUGAAAUAUGAUUGCUGACAGAAAGAGGAAAAAAAAGAAAGUUACAUGAUAUUGAGAGGGAAGAAAUCAAAGGACAUUUACACAUAUCUUGUUUGAUCUUUAGUUUGUUCAUUUGCGCCCCAAACACCUCAAAGUUCAUGAAGAACAAUAUUCUUUUUAU
Molecule: messenger RNA, 3938 nt
Organism: Zingiber officinale
Lineage: Eukaryota; Viridiplantae; Streptophyta; Magnoliopsida; Zingiberales; Zingiberaceae
Product: ethylene-overproduction protein 1-like
Exons: 4
Coding region: 612-3488 (958 amino acids)
Biological process (GO): negative regulation of ethylene-activated signaling pathway
Molecular function (GO): protein binding
Source: RefSeq, a predicted model, not a curated record